CUAUGCGGUACGGAGACUGGGAUGUGCUGUUAUUUCCCAGAGACUGCAAAGUACCAUUCAAAGAAUUCAAGGUAGACUGUCACAUUGUUCAUGAUACAGAAUUCGCUCACAGCUAUGGUUCAUUCUGCCUACCUACGGUUUGCUGCUUCGUCCCUGGCCUAGUUCCUGGAGAACCAUUCCAGAUAUCUAUUCAUUCUUGGAACCCUCCGACAUUCGACCCAAUCACUCAGGCAUACCCUCAAUAUCAAGAUAAUGCAGUUUUUGAAGCAAGAGUUUUCAUAGAUGGUCGUCUUAUAGCAUCUACUUCCUUUGGUAACGAAAAAACGAUGCAGACAUGGCCAUACGUUAUCGAAUAUAGUAUUGCAAACUCGAUGAAAGGCGACCUUGAACCUCUCCGAUUUCCCACCUUUCGCAGCGAGAUACUCGAACAAAAUUAUUGGAGCCCCGCAGACGACAUUGGGAGAAUCAAAGUAACUAUAAGUGAAGGAUUUCUUCAGCCCUAUACGGAUAGAUCCGUGGAAAGGAUCAAGAAUCUUGUGUCCUUUUCGUUUCAACAUGUUCCUGCAAAGAUACUUGAGUCUUCAGGGAUAGCUUGGCCAAAUGAGCGAAUGUGGCAGGCUGUUCGAUUCAAUUCGUCUAUGACCGUACCAACGCUGCCCUCGGACGUACCUGAUUCCCACGCCCACUCUCCGCGAAAGAGAAGCAAACCAAUCAAGACAGCCAAAUUUCCCAUGGCCCAAGAUCGAAAUUGGCCAACGAAUGAUGGACCAAUCGCUCAUCAGCAGUUAGGAUUCGCUGGAGACCUCCGCCUUGGCGAUGGUAUACAUGGAAGGAUGAAUCAUGAUAAAAAGUCGAACACGGACUCUAGUAUGCCCGAUUAUAUGAGUCCUAAUACGGCCGCAGUUCAAAUUUUUGACAGCGAUACUGGUGAACACUCUGAUCUUGAACAAAUGCUCAACGCCCCAACUAAUACGCCUACGUCACGCCCAUUGGUUUCCCAGGACAGAGAUCUCGCAAGUCGAAUUGAAGGAGUGCGCAAGAAGCCAUUUGAACCUCUAACAGAGCUGAGUGAUUCGAUCCUGAAUCAGCCAUCGCUGUUCCAUCUGGCGAGGCAUUAUAACGGAGCACCGCCGUGGAAUAAAGAUAUUGGAGAUGAAGUAGUACCCGCUGAACUUGUAAAUGAUAACAUGCCUCUGAGAAUGAGACCAAGUAAAGACUUGCGUCUGGAGCCAGAUGAAAAGCUCGCUUCACUCCAUGGCCAACAAAUUAUUGAUGAUAGUGAUUCGGGUUGAGCGGUGCAGUUGCUCGAUCUUUUAUUGACGAAGAUUACCUUGAGAGAAGAUGAAUGCCGACGAUUGGCAUCUCACGGAAUAUGCUACUGAGCCAAGAGUCACGAUUGUAUUAUAGUUGCGAAGACAUCUUUACGCUGUGUCACAAACUUAAUGUUUCGGGACUAUGAAGGAGAGA
Molecule: messenger RNA, 1467 nt
Organism: [Torrubiella] hemipterigena
Lineage: Eukaryota; Fungi; Ascomycota; Sordariomycetes; Hypocreales; Clavicipitaceae
Source: the annotation of a GenBank genome assembly